UGCUCUGUCAGGAGUCUUCUGCCCAAGGCGUGUCUGAACACAUUCAGGGCUGUGCGGGCACUGCUGUCCAAGCCUGAAAACUGCCAGCUGAGUCUGAGCUACAGUGACAAGGCCAGUGCCCUGCUUCGAGACAGCCUCAACCUAGGACCACACUGUCACAGCUCCAGUUUAGACAAGGUUGUCCAGUUGCUCUUGUGCGAUCUUUUGUUGGUGAUGAGGACCAACGUGUGGCGCCUGCAGCAACAGGGGGCCAGUCCUGCCGGGUCAGGGUUGGUGAGUAGCAGCGGCCCCCCAGGGGUCCACCAGGCCUCCCCACCGGAGCUUCAAGGCUUUCAGCAGGAUCUCAGCUCCCUACGCAAGCUGGCACACAGCUUCAGGCCUGCAAUGCGAAGAUUGUUUCUUCAUGAAGCCACUGCCAGGCUGAUGGCAGGGGCCAGUCCCACCCGCACACAUCAGCUCUUGGAUCGCUCGCUGCGACGCAGGGCAACACCCGGAGCCAAGACAGAGGAGUGUGAGACGCGGCCAGGCCAGCGGGAGCAGGCAGAGGCUGUAAUGUUGGCAUGCCGCUACCUUCCUCCCUCCUUUCUGUCGGCUCCUGGCCAAAGGGUGGGCAUGCUGGCGGAUGCAGCUCGCACCCUGGAGAAGCUGGGGGACAAGAGGACCCUCCAGGACUGCCAGCAAAUGAUCAUCAAGCUGGGCAGCGGCACCACCGUCACCAACAGCUAGAGAGAUUUUGGGGCGGGUGCUGAGAGACAUGCAUGGACAUUGUGUAUAUAGAAACAUCUCUGAAAGACAAAAAUGCACACAGACAGAAAAGAAGCUAUUAAACGGAUUCAUUAAACUAUCCAGAUUUACAUCAAACUGACAGGAUUUUCUUCCUGUACUGUCCUUCCCAUCACCCCAACCCCACAUCAGGAAGCACUUGUAGAGCUCACACUAUUGUUGCUAUGGUUUAUAACCAGAAUAAAGUAAGCAUUUUUUCUCACUCUUUACCAGCUGAAUCCCCUUGGAGAAUGUGUUGCAGUGACAUAGUUUCUCCACAGAGAGGAGCCGUGUGCGUGGGUGUGCGUGGGCGUGCGUGCGUGUGUGUGUGAGAGAUGACAGAGCUUUUAGCCCCGCAUUUAUUGAGUAUAGUUCCACGCUCGAUCUUUGUGACAUAGAUGCACUUUCUAUAGGCCGGAGUGCUCAGUGGGUUGGAGUGGCGGGCUGCCCUGAUUGGCUGCAGAGUUCGUAGGAGGAUAAGGACCCAAGUCGGAUUGGUCCAACCGUGGGCUCGUUCAGUGGGAAGCGUUUCCGCAGGUUGUUCAGAUAGUGUUAAAGUUGAUUUGAAUCAUGAUUUAGUGGUGAUAAUGUAAGGAGAGGUGACACACUGUACAGCUCUGUGUGUCUAUCUGCACUAGCCCCGUGAGGGUGAUUUCAAAGAGAUAAGUAAUAAGAUGGCUUUUGAAGUUAUUUUCAUAGAGGUCAUUUUUUAUUUUGCUGUGUACAUGUUUUAAAAUUUAUUUAUAAUCUUUAUGGACUUUGAUUAAGCAGUAUUUUUAAAUUGUUUUGCUCCCCCAAAAACCUGGUCUAUGUGGUAGCGUUUGGCCAGGUCCAAAUAUUGUUACUGUACUGUGUUGCCAUGGUGAUGAAUUUCAAAAUGGAGACAGUUUCAAGGUGUUUGCGUCACAUCGUCUGACUCAGUUGACCUUUUGCACUGUUGCACACGUAUGUAACUAUGAUAACAAGAUAAAUUGGCAGUGUCCAAUUCUGGCAUCACCAACAGACAACUCAGACCUUAACCUGAACCUUUGGCACUUUUGUACCUCCAACAUAAAGACCAAUGCUCUUUCAGUCAUUAUAGUUUCAUGCUCAUAGAGAACUACCAUUUAUUGAUUUGUAGAGGACUGUGAAAAAAAGUCUUGUUGAAAAAAGAGUUUUUGUCCCAGAGUCAGUACUUUUUUUUUUUUUUGUGUCACUAAUGUGAAAGACGUUGGAUUGAGACGAGUGAGACGCAGCCAAGUCUAAAGGUAUUAUUCGUGUGUCCCUUAACUGACCUCAUCUCUUUCUCGUUCUUUGGUUAUAUCCUUUUAUGAUGUAAAUAUUAAAGCAUUUUGUAAACAA
This is a messenger RNA of Etheostoma cragini (Arkansas darter), 2103 nucleotides long. RefSeq names its product sterol regulatory element-binding protein 1-like. The record is from RefSeq and is a predicted model, not a curated record. Gene Ontology annotation, cellular component: nucleus. The transcript is spliced from 4 exons. Gene Ontology annotation, biological process: regulation of transcription by RNA polymerase II. Gene Ontology annotation, molecular function: DNA-binding transcription factor activity, RNA polymerase II-specific; RNA polymerase II cis-regulatory region sequence-specific DNA binding. The annotation marks the transcript as partial. NCBI's taxonomy places the organism in Eukaryota, Metazoa, Chordata, Actinopteri, Perciformes, Percidae.